AGAACAUUCGGAAUUAGAUAACAAUAAUGGUAUAAAAUAUUGGUACAAAAUACUCUCGACACGAUUGUUCUAGAACAUUCGCUUCAAAGAGUAUUCUAGAAUUAGAAUGCGUUUACCAUAUAAAUACCGGACUGCAUUUUUUACUACCAAUCAAUUUGAAAUCGACAAAAAUUUACAUUUUCAACGCCUCAUUUCGAGCCUUCAACGCUAAUAACUCAAGCAUACCAUUUCUGCAAAAAACCGCAAUUUGACAGUCAAUUCAACAUUCAUCAAAAAUCUAUUCAGCGACUAAUCAAAAAUGGUCAAAUCAGCUCCUGCAAUUGGAAUCGAUUUGGGUACCACCUACUCUUGCGUAGGGGUUUUCCAAAAUGGGAAAGUGGAAAUCAUCGCCAACGACAUGGGCCAUCGAACCACUCCUUCCUACGUCGCUUUCAACGACUCGGAACGCCUGAUUGGGGAUGCGGCCAAGAAUCAAGCAGCUAUGAACCCAAACAACACGAUUUUUGACGCUAAACGACUCAUUGGACGAAAGUUCACUGAAGAAACUGUUCAAAAAGACAUCAAGCUGUGGCCUUUCAAAGUGCUCAACAACAACGACAAGCCUCAAAUUGAAGUCGAAUACAAAGCUGAGACGAAAAAGUUCCACGCCGAAGAAAUCAGCUCAAUGGUUCUGACCAAAAUGAAAGAAACAGCGGAAGCAUACCUAGGAGCCCAUGUGAAAGACGCUGUCAUCACAGUUCCAGCUUACUUCAACGAUGCUCAAAGAGCUGCCACCAAAGAUGCCGGAGCAAUCGCAGGACUCAACGUCUUGAGAAUAAUCAACGAGCCAACAGCAGCUGCACUUGCCUAUGGUUUGGACAAGAAGGCAACUGGUGAAAGGAAUGUCCUGAUUUUCGACCUGGGAGGAGGAACAUUUGACGUUUCAAUUCUCACAAUUGAGGAUGGAAUGUUUGAAGUCAAAUCAACGGCAGGUGACACCCAUUUGGGAGGCGAGGAUUUUGACAACCGACUUGUGAGGCAUCUGAUUGAGGAAUUCAAGAGAAAGCACAAACAGGAUCCCUCCCAGAACAAACGGUCCCUGAGAAGACUCAGAACCGCAGCUGAAAACGCUAAGAGAACUCUAUCUUCAAGUGCGCAAGCCACAAUUGAGAUCGACUCACUCUUCCAUGGAAUUGACUUCUACACCAGCAUAACUCGAGCCCGCUUCGAAGAUCUUUGCAUUGAUCUUUUCCGAAGCACCUUGGAUCCAGUGACAAGAGCCCUGAAGGAUGCACAAAUGAGCAAGAACGACAUUCACGAGGUGAUGUACUAA
This is a messenger RNA of Symsagittifera roscoffensis, 1312 nucleotides long. RefSeq names its product heat shock 70 kDa protein cognate 1-like. Gene Ontology annotation, cellular component: cytoplasm. The record is from RefSeq and is a predicted model, not a curated record. Gene Ontology annotation, molecular function: ATP binding; ATP-dependent protein folding chaperone. Lineage: Eukaryota; Metazoa; Xenacoelomorpha; Acoela; Convolutidae. The transcript has a single exon. Bases 299 to 1312 code for a protein of 337 amino acids.